Molecule: messenger RNA, 558 nt
Organism: Ochotona curzoniae (black-lipped pika)
Lineage: Eukaryota; Metazoa; Chordata; Mammalia; Lagomorpha; Ochotonidae
Product: coiled-coil domain-containing protein 191-like
Exons: 4
Molecular function (GO): phosphatase binding
Source: RefSeq, a predicted model, not a curated record
CUGGGAGUUGUGGUUCGGUGGUGCCUGACGCUAGCUGCCUUUGCUGGUUGGAAGAACUACAACUCCCAGUGCGUCCCGGAAGCAGCCUAGGCGGAGGAGCUGUUGUUACACCUUUGGUGGGAUACGGGGCGUGAACCAGGAAAAUGUUGCUGGCGCCCCAGGAGAGGCCCUCCUCAAAGAAGAGGCUGGAACUGAGUCGCUGGAAACGGUUCACGAAGAGGCCAAGUCCCAAGCCUGCUUUUUACCCUGAUGACGUGAAGCUCUGGAUUAAGAAAGUGGAGGAGGCUUCAGAAUUUGCAGUUUCAGAAGCAUUUUCUGCCAGAAAUCCAGAUUUACCCAGAAAGCGUUGGGGCCAAAUCCCAGAUUUGGAAAUAACUGAACAAAUAGAUUAUCAUGAUGAAGUGUAUGCGGAAGCUCAGGAGCUAGUCAAUGACUGGUUAGACACCAAACUUAAGCAAGAAUUAACCAGUGAUGGAGAAGGUGAUGCUGAAAGCACGGUGUUCAGUGUCACUCCUACGGAAGAAGCCAGAAGUCACUGGAAGUAUGACAAGUUUGAUG